Messenger RNA from Myxocyprinus asiaticus (Chinese sucker), 8330 nucleotides. Its product is annotated as BRCA2-interacting transcriptional repressor EMSY-like. Bases 134 to 3808 code for a protein of 1224 amino acids. Gene Ontology annotation, cellular component: nucleoplasm. Gene Ontology annotation, biological process: regulation of DNA-templated transcription. The transcript is spliced from 21 exons. Lineage: Eukaryota; Metazoa; Chordata; Actinopteri; Cypriniformes; Catostomidae. The record is from RefSeq and is a predicted model, not a curated record.
AGAUUGUGCACAAAUGAAGGAUAUGAAGAUCUUCAGCUCUUAAAGAGACAGAGAGAGUUUCCAUCAGACAGAGUGCCAGGGUGUGAACUGAUUCUGUGAACGUUAUGAUAGUAAUAGUGAGGCAUUCAGUCGGAUGGUUUGUGUGUGUGUGAAGUUGAUGAUUCAGCAGGAGAAGCCGUUGUCGGGCAUCAUGCCGGUGGUGUGGCCCACGCUGCUCGACCUAAGCCGAGAUGAAUGCAAGCGAAUCCUGCGCAAACUGGAACUCGAGGCGUAUGCAGGUGUGGUCAGCGCACUCCGUGCUCAAGGAGAUCUCACUAAAGACAAGAAAGAGCUGCUCGGAGAACUCGGCAGAGUCCUGAGUAUCUCCACCGAGCGACAUCGAGCGGAGGUGCGCAGAGCUGUGAAUGAUGAGCGCUUGAACACAAUCGCUUAUCACAUAUCGGGUCCGAACAGUUCGUCAGAGUGGUCUAUCGAGGGCCGUCGUCUUGUUCCUCUGAUGCCCAGACUGGUUCCUCAGACAGCGUUCACUGUGACGGCUAAUGCAAUGGCUAAUGCUACAGCGCACCAGAACGCAUCGUUGCUCCUGCCCGCUGAAACUGGGAAUAAAGAAGUGGUGGUGUGUUAUUCAUACACCAGCACCACUUCCACUCCUCCCAGCGCAUCGGCCCCCUGCAGUAGCUCCAGUGCAGCUGCAGCCGUUAAAUCACCUCGACCUGCAAGCCCCGCCUCCAACGUUGUGGUGCUGCCCAGCGGAAGUACAGUCUACGUCAAGAGUGUGAGCUGCUCAGAUGAGGACGAGAAACCUCGUAAGAGACGGAGAACCAACUCCUCAAGCUCCUCCCCCGUGCUGCUGAAGGAGGUGCCUAAAGUGGUCGCGCCCAUUUCUAAAACCAUCACGGUUCCUGUGAGUGGCAGCCCGAAGAUGAGCAACCUGAUGCAGAGCAUCGCCAACUCUCUCCCGCCGCACAUGUCACCUGUGAAGAUCACCUUCACCAAACCCUCCACACAGACCACCAACACCACCACACAGAAGGUUAUUAUCGUGACGACGUCUCCCAGCUCAAACUUUGUGCCAAACAUCCUGUCGAAGUCUCAUAACUACGCUGCCAUGUCUAAGCUGGUGUCGAGUGGUGCGCUCAUGGUGGCCAAUCAGAAACAGACCAUGGUGAUAUCAGCGGGCUCCAGUGCCGCCCCGGGACCCAGUCCUGUUGCCGUGACGACAGUGGUGUCCUCCAGUCCUUCAGUGGUGAUGUCCACGAUCGCACAGGGUGGGUCGUCCACUGCAGUGAAAGUGGCCUCCACGCGUUUGCCGUCUCCUAAAGCUCUGGUUGGCUCUCCGCCGCAGAUCCUGCAGAUUUCCAAAGCGCACACACAGACGGCUGCAGUUCAAUCGGUGUCUCCUAAAGGGUUGCAGGCGUCACCCGUCUCUUCCUCCGCUCAGAGCAUCGGCACGUCCCCCGGUGCCAAACCCACCAUACAGAUCAAACAAGAGUCAGGUGUGAAGAUCAUCACACAGCAGAUGCAGCCCAGUAAGAUUUUACCCAAACCUUCCAGUGCUGCUCUGCCCAGCAGUAGCUCCGCCCCAAUCAUGGUCGUCAGCAGCAACGGAGCCAUAAUGACCACCAAACUGGUGUCUGCUGCCACAGGUACUCAUGCGACAUACACGCGUCCGUCAGUCAGUCCUGCUCUCGGCGCUCGUGUGGCCACUUCUCCCGCCGGAGCCACUUACGUCAAAACCACCAGCGGCAGCAUCAUUACAGUCGUGCCCAAGUCACUGGCCACACUGGGAGGAAAAAUCAUCACCAGCAACAUGGUGUCCGGAACUACCACUAAAAUCACCACCAUCCCCAUGACAUCUAAACCCAACGUGAUCGUGGUGCAGAAGACCACUGGGAAGGGAACGACCAUCCAGGGGCUGCCGGGGAAGAAUGUGGUGACGACACUGUUAAAUGCAGGGGGAGAAAAGACUCUUCAGGCGGUGCCUGGAGCGAAGCCCGCCAUCAUAACAGCAUCUCGUCCCAUCACUAAAAUGAUCGUGACACAGCCCAAGAGUCUGCCCGUUGGCGUUCAGCCCUCCACCACCACCAAAAUCAUCCCCACAAAGAUUGUCUAUGGACAGCAGGGCAAAACACAGGUUCUGAUCAAGCCAAAACCAAUCACGUUCCAGACUGCGGUUGUGAGUGAGCAGACGCGACAGCUCGUCACAGAGACACUGCAGCAGGUGUCACGCAGCGCAGACGCAGGCGCAGGCGCAGGCUCCAGCCAGGAGGGGGCGCUGAAAGAUGAUUCGUCCUCAUAUACAGAGAGCGGGCCAGCGUCAGCUGACAACACACACGAAUCUCAGCCUGUAGUUCACGUGAUCACCUCUAGAGGGCAGGAGUGGACAGGAGAGGAAGUGUCCGUGGAAGCUUCUCCCACCAUCAUUUAUCAGGACAUGACAGGAGAAUCACAAUCAGCCACAUCCACCAUCAAAGCCCUGCUGGAGCUGCAGCAGACCAGCGUGAAGGAUAAAGGCGACUCUAAGCCGCGGCAGCACACAAUUGAUCUGAGUCAGAUGGCAGUGCCCAUCCUGCUGCCCACUGAGAGGAGACAGUCACCAGAACCAUCCAAUCAGAGUGCAGCAGAGUCUGAACCAGUCACUGAAUCCAUGACUACAGGGAAAGUGAGUAAAGCUGUGAUUGGUGGAGAGGUCUCUGGAUCCAUCAGUCAGAAUCUGACCGUUUCCUGUUCAUCAUCAACAGUGAAGAGUAGCGUUCCCUCACCAUCUGCACACGCCUCACGACAGGUGGAGGUGUGUUCGGCGCAGAAGGAUGUGGCAGAGCAGGUGGUGAUGGAAGAGGGCGGGUCAGAGGGUGACACAUUGGACCCACAAACAGGUUUAUUCUACCGCUCGUCUCAGCAGCCUGUGAGUCAAGCUCCUCCCCCUCUACAGCAGCACCGCCCAGCUCCGCCCACUCUCAGCAAACCUGCGGCCGUCCCAGCUGAAACACCCACCUCCUCUAAGAGGGCUGAGCCGGCCACACCCAGACCGUCUGUUCAGAGAGAGAGACCCGCCCCCUCCGCCUCUCUCUCACCCUCUGCUGGUACACCGCCCGCGCAGCAGCCCGCCACCUCAAAUCCACCGCACACACCACAGCUGCCCAAACUGCAGCAGGCGCCCACAUCACACAACAGACCCAACACACACAUGCAGCUGUCGCAGCCGCCGCCACUGCAGGCGCAUCACCCUGUGGGCUCCAGCAAAACACCCAGCAGCAGUCAGGUGCAGCAGCCCAUAAUAACACAGGGCGCUACGGUAACUAAGAUCACGUUUGGCGGUCAUCCGUGUCCGCCGGUGUCCAGCAGCGGUGAUGUGUCUGUUAAACUGCAGGCGGAGUCCAGCUCAAGUCUGACAGCGUCUGAGAAACCGUCUGUGUCAGACAUCCUGAAGAUCUCCAUGAUGGAGGCGGAGAUCGACCCGAGUGCUGGGCAUAUGCUCGUAGACUCGUCCAGUGACUGCGGCCCACUCACCAAAACUCCGCCCACCUCAUCUCUCAUCAGCAGCUCUAAACAGACGCACACACACGGACCAUUCAGCCACGUCAAGAGUAAAGACGUGGACAUCAUACAGGUGAUUCCUCAGUACUCCAUCAUGCCCGACUCCAGUCAGUCGAAUGUGGUGGUGGAACCCAGCGGCUUUCUGGAGAUCACAGAUUUCACCAGCCAGCGUCUGGACGAGGAGGCCGCCAUGGAACAGGAAGUGGACAGCAGCAAUGAUGAGGGGGCGGCGGCCAGCCCCAUGGAGACCUGCGCUGACCAAUCACAGUGAAGUGUCUGACCACAGCAGCGUUUGGUUGUGAAGUGUGUACUCCUUUAGACUUGUGAGGAGUUUGAGAGAUGAGUUUGAGACCGACUGGAGAUUCCCGCGGAGAAAUACGACAGAAUUACAGGAACAUGUAUAAAGACACUUUUGUGUAUCUUACAGUAAAAUAUUUUCUAUUUGUUUAAAUCAAAGACUUUAGAGAAACAUUUCAGAGGUCAAAUGCAUGACAGUGACUGUACAGCGAUUUACUCUCUAAAUUUUUGUGUUUUCAAUGAAAUGUUGCGUUAUCCUGCAGUGGAACCUGCAAAAACAGAUUUCAAAAGGAAAAAGUAGAGAUGUUUUUAGUAGCGCUCAUGGAAGCACACAGACCGGACGGCUGAUUCUGGUCAGAACAUGAUGAUAAUGUAGAUCUGUGUGCGUGGAUUUAACAAGCCAAAUUGACUUUUAAUCAUGUGUAGGAAAUUAUUUGGAUAUAUCAACAAUUGAAAUACACUAGUUAAAAAAUAAAAACUUUUACUAGUGAAAAAUGCCAAUUUUUAUUAGUGAAAGUGCUCAUUUUUUAUAUUAGUCAUUAGGAUUGCACUAGUUGAAACAUUAAUUCUUGAUAUAAAAAAUGGAAUUUCAACUAGUAAAAAACAUUUUGCUAGCAAAAAAAAUUCAUAAACAAAAAAGUAUUUCACUAGUACAAUUUCACAAAUGUUCUCUCAUUUACUCCUUUUCAUAUCUAUGAUUCAUUUCUUAUUAGUUGAAAUUCCAAUUUCACACAUCAGCACUUCUUACUAGUAAAAAUGAUCAUUUUUUUAUUUCAAAAUGAGCAUUUUCACUAAUUGUAAUUGAAUUGUUGGUAUCAGGAAUGGACAUUUGCACUAGUAACAAUGUAAUUGAUAGAUAAAUAUAUAUAUAUAUAUAAUUUUUACUAGUAAGAAGUGCUGAUAUGCGUCAUUGGAAUUUCAUGCAAUUUUUACUAAUUUUGAAAUUCCAUUUCUAAUUUCAAGAAUUAACAAUUAACAAAUGAACAUUUUCACUAAUAGUAAUUCCAUUGCUGAUAUCAAGAAUUAGCAUUUUACUAGUAAAAAUUAAAGUGUUGAUAUCUAUAAUUCAUAUCCCGCAUGUGAUUGAAAAGGGCUUGUGAUCGUGUGGAAGCGGUUCAGAUAAUCGGACGGCGCUUCUAUCAAGAGGGAUUGAGCUCUUGAUUCACGAUUCAGUGGAACGAUUCAUUCUCUCACGACUCACUUUUGUGGCUGGUUCUGUUCUGCUCUCUGAUUGGUGUAAAAAGCAUUAGCGCGGUUGUGCUGGUGUCUCUCAUUCUGAAACACUCUUGUAAAGCUGUGUGUUUUCUCUCUCAUUUGCUAAAGCAAAACUCUCCAUUUGUGCUCUCUUGACGUGUUGUUUAGCAUUUUAACUGUAUAAACUUUAUUACAAAACUCUUUCGCUCAUGAUAUUCAUUGUUUCUCUUAUUGUGCGUGUGUUUGCACAGGUGAAUGCGUCGUUUCGUCACUCUGCACAGGUAUUGUGCAUAUUAACAUUAAACCGUUCUCAGAUUACAGGCAGUUUUCUCUGGGUGUGUCGACAGGUGCAUUCACAAAACACUCGAUCCUGAGAGCAGCCGAGUGUGUGAGUAUUACUGAAGAAGUCACACGGAUGAACAUGUUCACAUCUACAUCAGAACUCGCACUGUGAGAGACUCGACACGGUUCUGAUGGACCUGUUUGUGUGGAAAGUACCAGUGUCAUUAAAUCCCUCAUUGUGAUGGUAAUAAACAGUGUUGCGGGUGUGUAUGUAGGAUGAAGGGGGGUUUUGUGUACGUGUAAAUGUGCUGGUGUUUCUGGGUGGAUUCCAGCAUCUGUGGAGUGGGCAGUGCGAUGAACUGUGAGCGGUGUAAAUAAAGACACAAGAGGGCCGACAUUGUGCUCUAAUGCACCACCUUCAAAAACACAGCUGGGACUUUCCUUCCAUUUUUAUCCGCGUGGAAUUGCAGAGUUUUUCAGUUUUUCAGUUUUUCAUUCACAGAUCUAUUGAUAGUGACAUCACACAAUCUGAUUCAACGCUUCUCAUUUGAAUCUGCAAUGGAGCUGUUGCUGUUUCCCCCCCAACAAAUGCACAGUUUUCAGUUUCAUUUCUCAGAACUGCAGAAUUUACGCAACACCUGAUUAAGCUAAUUUGUUUUCCCAGCAGUAAUUGAGGCGUUGCGUAAUGUUUUUGUUUGUUUGGGAGGAGCCAGUUCAGUUGGGACAGUCACUAUUGUUGUAGAUGAACUGUACACUGAAUCAGAUCCUCUGUAGAGACAAUUAUCUUCAAUUAAAAGUUAUAAUUAUCCAUUAAAGUUAUUGUAAUGGUUAAAUGAAAUGAGGAAGUGGGAAACGGCGAUCCAAACUCAGGUGUGUCACUUUUAUUUGAUAAAUUAAACACGUCCGCCUCAAGCGUGACGGUAAAGCUUUCAAAACAGCCGACAGCGGCCAACACACACACGCACACACACACACACAGCUGGGUUCUCUCUCUCUCUCUCUUUGGGGUUUUGGGCGGCCUUUUAUCUCCCCGCCUCUCACUGUGAACAUAAAAAUCACAAUAAGCAGCAGUUCACCUCAGAUGAAAACCUUACAGCUUCCUCUCUCCCCAGAUGAACGCUCGGCCAUGCCCUUGCCUCCACAUAUCCCCCGACUCAGAUCAGGGACACAGCCCGGCCUGCCCACUACCCCCUUUUUCUAGAAAGUCCACAACAGCCAUCUGUGCCCCCGGCCUGUGGACCACCUUGAACUUAAACGGCUGGAGUGCCAGAUACCAACGAGUGAUCCGGGCGUUGGCAUCCUUCAUGCGGUGGAGCCACUGGAGCGGGGUGUGGUCCAAACAGAGGGUGAAUGCUCGUCACAGCAAAUAGUAGCGGAGGGUGAGGACUGUCUACUCGAUGGCCAAACACUCCUUCUCUAUGGUGCUGUACUUAGUCUCAUAGAGAGAGUCCAACUAAUGUACAGCACCGGGCACUCCUCCCCCUCCACCAUCUGGGACAGAACAGCACCCAACCCCCUGUACAAUGCGUCCGUCUGUAAAACAAAAGGGAGAGAGUAGUCGGGGGAAUGCAGCUUUUACCUGCUUGAAAGCCCAUUGGCACGGCUCCGUCCACUGGACCAGGUCUGGAGCUCCCUUUUUAGUGAAAUCAGUCAGCGGGCUGGUGACAUCCAAAUAAUUAGGCACAAACCUUCAAUAAUAGCCAGCCAACCCCAGGAACUGUCUCACCUCCUUUUUGGUCUUGGGUCUUGGGCAUGUCACAGUUGCUGCGGUUUUAUCAAUUUGGGGGUGCACUUGCCCAUGACCCAAGUGGAACCCCAGAUACCGUACCUCUACCUGCCCAAUUGCACACUUCUUCAUGUUUGCUGUGAGCCCCACUCGCUGCAGCGACCUCAGAACUGCCCUCAGAUGCUGCAUGUGCCGAUGCCAGUCAUUACUGUAAAUAAUGAUAUCAUCCAAAUAAACAGUGUCCGGUCUGAGGACGCUGAAAUGCAGCCGGGGCCCCAAACAAACCGAACAGAAGGGUCACAAAUUGGUGUUAUCCAAACAGUGUGGAGAAGGCUGUUUUCACACGGGACAUCAGCGUUAAGGGGAUCUGCCAAUAUUCCUUUGUUAAAUCCAGUGUCAAAUAAAAGCGAGCUGUGCCUAACCGAUCGAGCAGUUCGUCAAUACGAGGCAUUGGAUACGCGUCAAAUUUCAACACCGCGUUGACUUUCCUAUAAUACACACAGAACCGGACAGAAUCGCUCUUAGGUACCAGAACCACCGGGCUGGCCCAAUUGCUGUGGGAUUCUUCUAUUACGCCCAUAUCGAGCAUGGCCUUUAAUUCUUCCCAUACUACUUGUUUUUUGUUUGGGUAUCCGGUAGGGCUGACUACAUACCACUACACCUUGGGUUGUCUCGAUGUGGUGUUUUAUGAGAUUAGUGUGGCCGGGGAGAGGCGAGAACACGUCAGAGAAAUUAUUUUGCAAUCUGGCAACCUCUGUAUGUUGUGACAGCGAGAGGUUGUCUCCACAAUGGAUCGGGGUGAACUGAUUGGCUUUUAGACUCACCUCUGGGCCCCCACCUCCAACACAGGGCACUGCUCUCGAGGGCACUCUCAGGUGAAAACCCUUACCGCUUCUCUCUCAGAUGAACGCACCUCCACAGUUAUCAAAUAAUUAAAGGUACUUAAUGAGAGUAUAAUGUAAUGUAAAGUCAUUUCUGUUCCAAAAUAAUGAUGCUCCCCUUGUCUAUCAUUGGUCAUACACAGUUUUGUAGUCCUGCACCAAACUCACGCUAUGGGCUAGAAGUUCACAUGUUGGGCCUGUCUAACAAACGGAACAAUGUCUUACAAGAAAUAGGAGGGAUACAAGUAUUUAGGGUCAAUUAAUUAUAUCAAUUAAAUUAUUCAAAAAUACUUUAAAAAUGUAAUUCACACAAAACAAUUACUUCAAUACACAUCUAGUAUGAUGAACGUGUUUUCAAUUACUGAGUCAUUUUGAUAUUUUUAUCUGGGGCUGAAAGUCAAAAAUGUCAUGUG